Drosophila yakuba is the source of this 3507-nucleotide messenger RNA. Its product is annotated as solute carrier family 22 member 3. The transcript has 4 exons. Gene Ontology annotation, molecular function: transmembrane transporter activity. The coding region runs from base 276 to 2174 and encodes 632 amino acids. Gene Ontology annotation, biological process: transmembrane transport. The record is from RefSeq and is a predicted model, not a curated record. NCBI's taxonomy places the organism in Eukaryota, Metazoa, Arthropoda, Insecta, Diptera, Drosophilidae.
UUUAAAGACAAUAAAUAUUUAUUAGGCUCUAAACAGAGCUUCCUCAUUUUUCAACGCCACUACGUCAUAGAUGUUAUAAGCACGGAGAAAACAAACCUAAUAAUAAGACAUCACCCAGACGGAGCGCAAAAUCUGCGACUAAUUUGCACCAAUUUGAGGGUACAACUAAACGGAAGAGCAAACAUAAUUUUCCCUCCCGUCAUUCCAAGCCCAUGGGAUCGAUGAAAAAUUAGCAAGCUCAGUACGCGUACGUACGGCACGGUGUAAGCUCCGAAAUGCCGGAUUCGCAGUCGACGGGUAGCUUUCCGAGGAAGUCCUCUCCAGAACUGGACGUGGUGGAGCAGGUUAACGGCAGUUUUGGCCGCUGGCAGUUGCGCACCAUCCUGUUGAUAUUCCUCUGCAAGAUUCCCAGCGCAUGGUUCACAACCAUCAUUAUCUAUACGGCACCGUAUCCCUGGAAGGGAGAACUCGUUUGCCACCCGGCGGAUUGGAAUGUUAGCCGGUCGCAGGGGGACCAUGUGGACCGGAACCAUGCUCUUUGGCAGGAUGCUCGCAGCACGGAUCGGCUCUUUAAUGUGGACGUGUGCAAUGCGUAUUCCGAUUCCCUGGCCCGAGGGUUCGUGCGUAGACAUGGUCAGGAGUGGAACGCCUCGGAAUCACAGGAACUAGGUGGCCCACCUUCGCUGCCCUGCGCGCACGUGGAACAUCGAACUGACUACAAGUCCCUGAUCAGUCAGUUUGAUUUAAUCUGCUCCCGUCGCGUGCUAGUGGCUCUGACGCAAUCUUUUCAUGCACUUGGUGCCCUCAUUGGCGGACUCAUGGCCCAUUCUGCUCUCAAGAAAAUCAGUCCGCGUCGCUUAAUGCUGCUGGGCAUGAUUGGGCAGAUAUUUUGCGGUAAUCUCACCGGCUUAGUGGACACCUAUCAGUUGCAUAUCUACUUCCGCUGCCUCACUUCCAUAUUUUGUGCUCUCAUGUACACUUCCGGGCAAUUUAUUUUGAACGACAUUACCUCGGGUAAGGCUCGCAUCAUAGUGGUUACUUUAUCGGAGCUCUUCUGGUCCAUGGGUCUCGUCCUGCUGCCCGCCAUAUCGAUAUACUUUGACAACUGGAGCUACCUGUACGUGGCCAUCUCGUCCUCCCUCAUUGUGCUUGUAUGGCUGCAUCGUUGGAUAGCUGAUGCUCCUCGCUGGCUGCUGCGGCACCAGCGAGUGGAGGCUGCCCUGCGGCAGCUGCUGGAAUCAGCCACAUACAAUAACCAGAAGGUUCCACUUACACUCGAUGUUCAGCUCACGAUGUACGCCAAUGACCUGGACCAGAAAUCCAAACAGAAGCACAGCUACUGCCAAGUCUGGGAUGGCGAGACGAAACGCAGCCAACUCGUGUACAUCCACCUGAUCUGGGGCGGUGCUAUGGUGCUGUAUAACAUCAUUCUGCUGAUGAUUCGAAACCUGGGCGCCGAACAAGUGCAUGUAAACACAGCGGCCAUGGGAUUUGCUGAGAUGGUGGGCAUUUUUGUUGGUCUCUAUCUGAUCCUAUACACGCGUCGUCAUUGGCGGUGGGCAGGAAAUCUGAUGAUCAUGGCUGGUCUCAGCACCUAUCUGGUUUGGCUGCUGCCCGAAACUGAACGCAAUUCGCGACGCGUGGGACUGGAACUGGUAUUUUGGCUCUUAUUAAAGAUAGGCAACUCCGCAUCGAUUGCAGUGCUGACCACUUGCACCAGUGAAAUUGUGUCCAAGGAAAAGCGAGUGCUCCUUAUGCUUUCUGUGAUCUCAUUUAGCCGAGUGUGCCUGGUCUUCUGCCCCCUUCUGAGCUGUCUCACUGUCAUCCACCACCUGGUUCCCAUCACCAUCCUGGCCACCAUGGGCUGGGUUUACGGCUUGGCCCUGCGCCGCCUCAACCGCUAUUACUGGAACACGGAGCAGCCGCAGAUCAGUCAGGUGCCCACGCCCAACACCUAUCGUCGCCAGUCGGCCAUCAUCCUGCGCCGCUGCAGCACCGUGAGUUCGGAUUGCAGUGCCUAUAGCAAUGAACUUCUCAGCAACUUUGAGCGGAACAUGGCAGUUAGCAUAGCCGAUAUAUGGCACAUCAAUUUCCAUCCCUCCAGUGAAAUCGAAUUGGCAGUGGAUCGGAAUUGUGGGGAAGCUCACAGAGCGCACAGCUCGGAAACCAUUUGAAGAGCUUUUGCAGAGCCCGAAAGUAGGCUUUGUUCGAUCUAAAGAUAUUAAGUUGUUAGGUGUACAGUGUACACUCUAUUAUUUGGCGAUUAUAACAAUAAAUGUAACAGUAUCCGAUAAUUAUAAUAUAUUUAAAUAUCAUCCCUAUCCCUUAACAUAUUCUUUACAUUAUCUGACCGAUGUAGGAAAUUUUCGUGAUAGAAAACCCGCCCAAUUUUAAAUAGAUGAUCCAUAAACCACGUGUUUAUCGAAUUUCGCCACAAAAUUAAAGGCUUGCUCAAAGUUAAACGUAACCGGAAUCCCACCAAAUUCGAUCAUUUCUCGUCAUAUAUUGCUAAUUAAAUUAUUUAUUUCUUCAGUCCUAAUUCGCAAGCAAUGAGCAACAAAUGACACAAAAUUAAACUAAUUUUAAUGACAAAUAUAUGAUAUUGAAAUGAUUAUGUAGAUCCUGGAAGGAAUAUUUUGUGUUGAAUUCAAGACCGCAUUAGCUAUUAAUCUAUAGCUCGAUAUUAAUGUAGGUUAAUGAAGAGCACCACAAUCGAUGUGUCACUAGGAGCGCUAAAAAAAGCGACCUAGACAAUAAAGAUUAAAAUAGAAAUCCGCUAGGAAGGCGUUGAGGAAUUUGUACAAGCCCGAAUGCCAAUCGCUGAUAUUGUGAAGCAAUAAUGUUAUGGCUCCCAAGCCAGCAGCCCCCGGUUUGGACACUUUCCGCUCCUCACCUGAGAUAAUGCACACUCGAUAGGGGUAAACUCAAACUAAUAACAUAAAGAGCGUUAAAAGACACCGUAUCGAUCCGUCAGCUAUUCAAUAAAAUUAAAUGUUUAAUGGACAAACAAAGAAAAAAUGCCUCAGUAACCAAAAGAAAAUCCCGUCCGGGCCAAAUACUUUAUGAACCAUAAAACACAAUAGAAACUAGAGUGAAAUGCUGGAAAAACUAACCCGUUCAAUAACUUUUUAUUAUUUGAGCAAAUUCAUUAAGUAAAUUAACGCCUCGAGUUUCCGAGUGGACAGCCAGUCGGCUCACUCCCUGUCUAUAGCUCCCAGUGCGACAUUGGCUUCAGUUGCUAUUUGAUUCUCGGCCGAUUGGGACGCGUGUGCUCCAAGAAUCUAUUAAGAAAUCGGGCUGGGACGUGCGAAUCGGAAAGCUGCCUUUUUCGAACGGGGAUCCGCCGAAAUCCGAGCGGCGUGAAUAACUUUUAUUGUCGCUUAAUUAAUUAAAACAAUUUAUAUGAAAUCAAUCGAACAAACACAAACAGCAAAGAAUCAUCGCGAGAAAUAAAGUGUAUUGAAAAAUAUUUAAGUGUUUGUGAAUAAACCCUUGAUAAAUCAAAAA